Molecule: messenger RNA, 321 nt
Organism: Rodentolepis nana
Lineage: Eukaryota; Metazoa; Platyhelminthes; Cestoda; Cyclophyllidea; Hymenolepididae
Source: the annotation of a GenBank genome assembly
AUGUCUCUAGAAAAGAUGGAACAUGAUUUCUCUACCACCGUAGAUGAGCAGCUUCCAAUAUUUCAGAGCCUCGCUACGGCUGGCAAAAUUGAUGAAGCUCUGGAUAAGUGUUAUUCAUUGGAGAAACAAACGCGACUGGCGUCUGAUGCCAUUUCUACUGGACGUCUCCUUGUUUGCAUUGUUGAUAUUCUAGGAGAAUUGAAGCAGUGGCAAAAACUGAAUGAACACCUGAUCAUCAUGUCAAAGAAAAGAAACCAGUUGAAGCAGGCCGUUGCUAAGAUGGUUCAGGCUGCCAUGAAAUUCGUGAAUGAGAUAACGGAC